AUGUAUUUAAAAAUGAAUUAUUUCUUAAUAUUUCUUCUUAUUCUAUUAAAUAUUCAUAUAAUAUUAUCAUCAAUAUGUUCAAAAUAUUAUCCAUUACAAGAUAUUCCAUCAUGUGAAUGUGAAGAACAUAAUAAUGAACAAUUAUCAAUAUCAUUAAAAUGUUUAAAUUUAUCAAUAAUACCAAAUUUUUAUAUAAAUUUAUAUUAUCAUACAAUUGAAUUUGAAUUAUGUUUAAAUGAUUUAAAUUUUUUAAAUCAAACAUUUAUGAAUUUAACUAUAAAUAUAAUACGUAUACGUCAUUGUAAUUUAUUUAAUAUAAAUGAUCAAACAUUUUUAAAUAUAAAAUAUUUAGAAAAAUUUCUUAUUGAAAAUUCAACAAUAUUAUCAUUAAAAACUUCAAAUGAAAAUUUACAAGAUAUAUUUUCAAUAAAUUCAUUUUAUAAAUUAAAAACAUUAACAUUAAAAAAUAUACAUUAUUAUCAUAAAUAUAAAUUAAAUUUUGAAUUAUUAUUAGAACAAUUACCAUAUAUACAUCGUUUAGAAUUAAUUAAUAUUUAUAUUGAUAAUUAUCGUUAUUAUAAUAUUAAAAAUAUUGGAAAAUAUUUAACAUAUUUAAGUUUAACAAAUACACAUCAAACAAAUAUAAUACCAAUUGAUUAUUUAAUAUCACUUGAACGUUUACUUAUACGUUAUUUACCUGAUAUAUUUCAUACACAAACAUUAAUAUAUUCAUUAAAAAAUUUAUUAAAUUUAAAAUAUAUAUUAUUUGAACAUAAUCAAUUAAAAAUAAUUGAAAAUUUACAAUCAAAAACAAUUGAUGAUAUUGAUUUAAGUUCAAAUUUAAUUGAACAUAUAAAUGAAUAUACAUUUAAAUAUGUACCUAAACUUCGUCAUUUAACAUUAACAAAUAAUCCAUUAAAUAAAAUAGAUAAAAAUGCUUUUUGUGGUAUUGAAAAUUUACAACGUUUAUCAAUUAAUAUUAAACAUAAAUAUAUAUCACCAUUAGAUAAUUGUAUAUUAAUUAAUUAUCCAUAUUUACAAAUAAUACAAGAUAAUCAAAUAAAAUUACAAUGUAAUUGUCAAUUAAUGAAUAUAUUUCAUUUACAACGAUAUGAUAAUAUAAAUAUAAAUCGUUUAUUUAAAAUAAAUCAAAUGUGUAUUAUUAAUAAUAAUAAUACAUUAGAAAAUAAAUAUAUUAAUUUAUAUGAAUUAGAUAAUUAUUUAAAUUGUUCAUUAUCAUUAAAUCAAUGUGAAAAUUUAUGUCAAGAAAAACAAACAAAUAUUAAUUUAUUUCAUUUACAAGCAAAAACAAAAUCUAUAUCAUCAUUAUCUAUAUCUUUAUAUUCAAUUUUUUCUUAUUAUUUACAUUUUUUUAUUAUUGUUGUUGUUAUUAUGCGUUUUUUUGUAUUUGUAAACAUAUGA
This is a messenger RNA of Rotaria sp. Silwood1, 1422 nucleotides long. The record is from the annotation of a GenBank genome assembly. NCBI's taxonomy places the organism in Eukaryota, Metazoa, Rotifera, Eurotatoria, Philodinida, Philodinidae.